Molecule: messenger RNA, 522 nt
Organism: Saprolegnia diclina VS20
Lineage: Eukaryota; Oomycota; Saprolegniomycetes; Saprolegniales; Saprolegniaceae
Exons: 1
Coding region: 1-522 (173 amino acids)
Source: RefSeq, a predicted model, not a curated record
AUGGCCACCACGCUCAAGUACAGCGCCAACGUCGAGAUGCAGGCCAAGAACUGGCUCGGCCUCACGACGUGGAAGUUCCAGAACUGGGCGCUCGACGGCAGCUCGCUCACGAUCGCCCACGCCAGCUGCCUCAAGCGCGACGCCAACAGCACCGUCAAGUACACGGUCGUGCACGGCGGCGCGUGGAGCGCCCAGCAGUUUGGUCUCCGGGUCCAGACAAUCGAGAACGGCGAAAUCUUUGCCUGCGCGACCUCCAAGACCGCGUGGGCCAUGUGGCUCAACGCGUUCUUCGCCCUCGACGCCAAGAACAAGCUGCAGACGUCGCGCGACUCGACGACGUCGACGACCGAGACACAAGGGAGCGACGACGAGCGCUCCAUCACCGACUCGCCACCGCGGCGCCUGACAAAGAAGGUUUCGUUCAGCGGCGACGUUCGGGUGCGCAUGAUCGAGCCGCGGCAACCGACCGAGCCCGAGCUGAACGCAAAGUUUGCCCUCCAAGCGGCCAUCUUUAGCUGCUGA